GCAGCUGCUACCUCCCUGGACGGCGGACCGCCGCCUUCCGCACCCAGGGGCCUGGAUCACCCCUCUCGGACCCAAGAGCCUGGGUCCUCUCUUCCUGGCGCUCCGUUUCCCGGCUCUCAGACCCAGGAGCCCCAGCUUUCGGUUUCAGACCCAGGUGCCCUGGGUCCCAGCCUCCCGGAUCCAAGCGCCCCGGAUCUGCGCUACCAGGACCUAGCCUUCUGCAAACCUCUGCCACCUGGACCUAGGACCCAGGUCCCAGCCUGAGGAACUCUUGUAUUUCCAACAAGCAGGGGCAAGAAACCCAGGCGCUCUCAACUCCCAGCUUUCGGACGCCUGACACUUCGCUCCCCAAUUUGGAGGAGCAGAGGAACCUCAGCGCCCAGCCUGGGGAGCCCAGACACUCCAGUUUCCAAGAGCCAAGGAACCUGGAGCUGUGAAAUCCCAGCUCUAAGAAAACCAUCCACUCCAAAGUUCCAGCCUGCAGACAUUGUGACUCAACUCUCAGUCCUAAGGAAACUCGGCGUCCUGGGAAGGAGCCCCAAGCGCUCCCAGCCUCUAGGCGCCAAGGAACCCCGGUGCUUCCCAUCAUGGUGGCCGAUCCUCCCAGGGGCGACCCCAAAGGGUUCGCGGCGACAGGGGAGACCAAGGCGAACGGUGUCUCGACGUUGAUUCCUGUGGAGGAUCAAGACUCGGCGGCCGGCGGCUGCUGCAGUUCCCGGGCGCAGGUGCGCCGCUGCCUUCGCGCCAAUUUGCUGGUGCUGCUGACGGUGGUGGCUGUGGCGGCAGGCGUGGCGCUUGGGCUAGGGGUGUCAGGGGCCGGCGGCGCGCUCGCCCUGGGCCCCGCGCGCCUGGCGGCCUUCGCCUUCCCGGGCGAGCUGCUGCUGCGCCUGCUGAGGAUGAUUAUCCUGCCUCUAGUGGUGUGCAGCCUGGUCGGCGGCGCUGCCAGCCUGGACCCGAGCGCUCUUGGCCGCCUGGGCGCCUGGGCGCUGCUCUUUUUUCUGGUCACCACACUGCUCUCUUCGGCGCUCGGCGUGGGCUUGGCGCUGGCGCUGCAGCCGGGUGCUGCCUUCGCCGCCAUCAACGCCUCGGUCGGAGUCCUGGGCGAUGGCAAACCGGCCCCCAGCAAGGAAGUGCUGGAUUCCUUCCUGGAUCUUGUGAGAAAUAUCUUCCCCUCCAACCUGGUGUCCGCAGCCUUCCGCUCAUAUGCCACCCACUAUGAAAUAAGAAAAGUCGCCGGAGACCAGAACGAAACAUUGGUAAAGGUGCCCCUGGGGGGUGAGGUGGAAGGAAUGAACAUCCUGGGCCUGGUAGUGUUUGCCAUUGUCUUUGGCGUGGCCCUGCGGAAGCUGGGGCCCGAGGGGGAGCUACUUAUCAACUUCUUCAACUCCUUCAAUGAUGCCACUAUGGUGCUGGUCUCCUGGAUCAUGUGGUAUGCCCCUGUGGGCAUCUUGUUCCUGGUGGCCAGCAAAAUUGUGGAAAUGGAGGACGUGGGGACGCUCUUCGCCAGUCUGGGCAAGUACAUCUUGUGCUGCCUGCUGGGCCACGCCAUCCACGGGCUCCUGGUGCUGCCCCUCAUCUACUUCCUGUUCACCCGCAAGAACCCCUACCGAUUCCUGUGGGGCAUCAUGACCCCGCUGGCCACUGCCUUCGGGACCUCUUCCAGCUCUGCCACGCUGCCUCUGAUGAUGAAGUGUGUGGAGGAAAAGAACGGCGUGUCCAGACACAUCAGCCGCUUCAUCCUGCCCAUCGGCGCCACGGUCAACAUGGACGGCGCCGCGCUCUUCCAGUGCGUGGCUGCAGUAUUCAUUGCCCAGCUCAACCAACAGCCCCUGGACUUAGUGAAGAUCAUCACUAUCCUGGUCACUGCCACAGCGUCCAGCGUGGGGGCAGCAGGCAUCCCUGCUGGAGGAGUCCUCACUCUGGCUAUCAUCCUCGAAGCUGUCAGCUUGCCUGUUCAUGACCUCUCCUUGAUCCUGGCUGUAGACUGGCUGGUGGACCGGUCAUGUACCGUCCUCAACGUGGAAGGUGACGCCUUUGGUGCGGGACUCCUCCAAAAUUACGUGGACCGCACAGAGUCAAGGAGCCUGGUGCCUGAGCUGAUCCAGGUGAAGAGCGAGACACCCCUGCCUCAGCUUCUGUCAGCACCCCCUGAGGAAGGAAACCCCCUCCUCAAACCCUGCCUAGGCGCCGCUGGGGAUGCUGACACCUUUGAGAAGGAAUCGGUCAUGUAAAUGCUGGUAGGGACCUUCCCUGCCCUGAUGUGGGGGUGGGGCGCUUUGGACACUGGGAUCAUGUAGGUUGGAUAAACGGACAAAGUGGGGUUCAGGGGGCCCCGUGCACACACUCCAGGGGUCCAGAGGCCCCAGCCUCCACCCUGACAUCAGAUCUUGGAGGCUACGCUGCAUGGGAUGUAUGUGGAUGUGUGUAUGUAAGUGUGUCUCCCAAAUCUCCCCAGUCUUCAACUCCUGGCCCCUACCUAGGGCUAGGAAACCAUGAGAAGGAGAAGUAACUGUCCCCUCACUCCACCCCAGAAGCCUGCCAGGCCUCCCCCUUUCUCAGCAUACAGGUCAAGAUAUAGAAUUUUACCCUCUUUGAGGGAAGGACGUUCUGACAGAAUGCUUGCUCCUUUGUUGGUUAUUGUUGGUGGCUGUGAGGUGUGUGUGUGUGUGUGUGUGUGUGUGUGUUUGUACAUGUGUGGCGUGUAUCUCCUAUGACUGCCUACUCUCUCCAUGGUACGUUCCACCCUGUCCCCAGGUCCUCUGUUCCCUCCCCAGUAAAAGAAACACUUCUGGGACCCUGGGGGGAGACUGAGGACAAAUACUGCUGUCACUCCGGAGUACAUUUUUUUAGCAAUAAAAUAGUGUCAAGUAUAUCUGAUCAGGUGGUUUCUUAGAAUUUGAUUAAAUGCACUAGCCAUGACCAAAAAAAAAAGAUAAAUUGGACUUCAUCAAAAUAAAACAUCUGUUCAUCAAAAAACACA
This is a messenger RNA of Trichechus manatus latirostris (Florida manatee), 2980 nucleotides long. RefSeq names its product solute carrier family 1 member 5 (gene SLC1A5). The record is from RefSeq and is a predicted model, not a curated record. The transcript has 8 exons. Gene Ontology annotation, cellular component: plasma membrane. Gene Ontology annotation, molecular function: L-aspartate transmembrane transporter activity; neutral L-amino acid transmembrane transporter activity; symporter activity. Gene Ontology annotation, biological process: L-aspartate import across plasma membrane. NCBI's taxonomy places the organism in Eukaryota, Metazoa, Chordata, Mammalia, Sirenia, Trichechidae. The coding region runs from base 588 to 2231 and encodes 547 amino acids.